Molecule: messenger RNA, 1774 nt
Organism: Drosophila biarmipes
Lineage: Eukaryota; Metazoa; Arthropoda; Insecta; Diptera; Drosophilidae
Product: protein I'm not dead yet
Exons: 9
Coding region: 66-1667 (533 amino acids)
Biological process (GO): citrate transport; monoatomic anion transmembrane transport
Cellular component (GO): membrane
Molecular function (GO): citrate transmembrane transporter activity; succinate transmembrane transporter activity
Source: RefSeq, a predicted model, not a curated record
CGUCAAACACUCAAACUCUCCGAGACAAAAUUAAAUUUUUGAGAAAACCACAGUAGCUUCACACAAUGGCUGCCACUCAAGAUUACAAGCCCGGCGAUAUUCCGUACGAGGAGCAAGAUGAUCGCAGAUUGUUCUGCAAAUUCCACUACAAAGGUGUUCUCAUUUUGGUCAUACCCAUACUGUUUGGACCCAUAUUAAUCGGACACCCAGUUUUGGUCUGCCGCUUCCUGUACAUUUCAAUUUGCUUCUACUUGUUCUACGUGCUCAACUUAAUGGCCAGAGGAGCGGUGGCCUUUAUCUACAUCAUAUUUAUACCCGUUGCGGGCAUUGCGUCCUCCAACCAGGUCGGAACCUCCUACUACAACGAUCUGAUAUUCUUGGUGUACGGAUCCAUUUUCCUGGGCAUUAUGAUGGAGAGCUCGAGGCUCAAUGAACGCCUGGCGAUGUGUGUCAUCGCCAUUGUCGGUAGCAGUCUGAAGCUUCUUCAGAUUUUCAUGACCGUGGCCGUUUUCAUUGUGGCCUUCUUGGUGCAUCCCGCACUAGCCGCUGCCUUUUGGAUGAAGGUGUCCCAGGCCGUGAUCACGGAAUACAAUAAUGCUGGCAUUCUGAAAAUGAACUCUGAUGAAAGAACCUACGAGGUUGGAGCCAAGCCGUAUCCUACGCGUCCCGUGAUCGGGAUAUAUCUAACCUGUUGCUAUACCGGCACACUAGCUGCCUGCUUUUCCCCCUUCGUGAAUCCCAACGGUUCCAUAGCCGACGCUUUCUGGGGGUUAUUUAGUGUAACCAGCAUGAUGAUGAUUAUGGCGGCACCUGCCAUAAUGGGUCUGGUAGUGAUGGUACUUUGGAUCCACAUCCUCUUUCUCGGGCUUUUCGGGGGCAGUGUGAAACGAGAUCUGGCAGAGCUGGCUGGGAACAAGGCGGGCUUCAAGCAGGCCAUAGCCGACAGGAAAGAGGCGCUGGGGCCCUGGCCCGCAUAUCCCAUUAUAGUCCUCUUCCUGAUUAUCGUAACAUUUCUUCUGGUGGCCACGCGAAAGCCGCGAGUGUUCAGGGGCUGGGAUGAUAUAAACCUGGCAAUCGAGUCGGGCUUCUCGGUCGCCGUCAUUGGCAUGGCCAUCGUAUUCUUUGCGCUUCCGACCAACUAUUUGUUCUGCAAGUACUACGUCUGCCGCCGGCCCUCCAAGGAGGGCACUGCUCCCUCUCUUCUCGGCUGGAAGGCGGUGAACAACAAUACUCCCUGGGCCGAUGUCUUCAUGCUGGGCGCCGCCGUCUGCUGCAUCUUUUGUGCCCAGGCAUGCGGCUUCAUUGCCCUCGUGGCAGAAUCCCUGGGCAGUCCCGAUGAUAAAUUCGAUGGCCAGCAGUUCAUCGUCGGCGCGCUGUUCGGAACUCUGCUGACGAAUCUAUCACCGGGUACUACCGUGGCCAAGAUAGCUCUUCCCGCCGUCGCCAGAGGGGGAGCAAGCUUUGCCCUGCCGUUCGCCACCGCAUUGCACAAUCAGUUUUUGCUGCCCGUGAGCUGCCCCGCGAACAUUAUUGUUGCCGGCUGGGGCAACAUAAGACCUUUCCAAUUCAUGUUGGCCGGAAGUGUCCUGAUGUUUUUCAUGUUUGUUACGAUUGCUGGCUUCACCGCCUUGCUCGGCAGCAGUGCUCUACCAUUGCUCUUUCACUAAUUUAAUCGUUUUCAGUCCACAGACCCAAAUUUUCUGUUUCGACUUCGCCCGCAUUUAAUAAAAUUACCCAGUAAGCCACACUGCAUUGCGGUGUGUUGAGCACUCUU